AGGAAUGAAAAUUUAAAAGAUGCCAGACCUACUUUUGUGGGUAUUUACUUCCUGUAAGGUGUUGCAGGGCACACCAUUCUGUGUUAGAACAUGCCAGAAUCUGAUGAAUAAUUUUAUUUAUAGCAAUUGUUGACACCAUAACAACAACAAGGAAUAAAUAUGGCAAAGCAGAUAUCUCAAGAGACCUUUGAUGAUGUUGUCAAGGAGAAUAUCGAAGAUUUUGAAAUGUCAGUAGUGGAAGCCGUAGCUGAUGCUGUACAGCAGUUUGAAUCUCAGGGUGUAAACCUUAGCAUGAUUAUUAGAGAUGCGAGUCUGUACAGUCCAGAUGGUCAGAAGAGUGUACAUCCAGUGAUCGAGGCUCUCAAAGCUUUGUCUCUAGAUGCUGAUCAAGGUGCACAGAACAGUGAUCCAAACAAACAACUAGAUAUUGUUAAACAAGAAUGUGACUUAGACUUGUCAAGAAGAUGUUUUGCUGGAAAAAAUAAUGCAUACCAAGUUCUGCUGAAAUCUUUAAAGAGGUUUAGAACAGCUAAUAAAGAAAUGUUCGUGAAGACAUUAGAAACAAUGUGUUCACUCUGCAAUGGUCAGCCAGAUUUGCUUGAUGAAGAAGGUGCAGAAUAUUUUAUGGACAUUAUGAAAGAUGACAAAAAUGAUGAAACGGUUAUUGCACUUACAGUCAAACUUGUACGAUUAAAUUGUAUUAAACAUGAAACAAACAGGAAAAUGUUUGUUAAAAAUGAUUUAAUAAAAGAACUGGUAAGGGUUCUAACUUCAAAUAAGAAAUCCCCAACUAUAGUGAAAGAAGUGGCUUAUGGACUGCGGGUUUUAACACAGGAUGAUGAUGUUCGAGUCCCAUUUGGUUCUGCCCACGAGAAUGCCAAACAGAUUGUGAUUGAAGGUGAUGCACUCAGGCAGCUGCUGGCAAUAUGUUCAGAUUAUACCAGUGAUGUUAAUGUUCAAGGGGAGUUGUUCUCUACACUCAGCAAGCUCGUUGUUAGGGACGAAUUUUGUACGGAAGUGAAGGACCUUGGUGGACUGGAGCUCAUUUUGAAAUCCUUCCAAACAAACCUCACACAAAAGGGCAUUGUGAGGCAAGCGCUUGAAUUAUUGAAAGCUCUUGCAGGAAAUGAUGACAUCAAAAUUGCAAUUGUGAAGUCUGGGGGUGUACAACUGAUCCUAGCAGCCAUGACACAGCAUCAAGGAAAUCCUCAGAUAGCUGCUGCAGGAUGCCAGACUCUUGCUGCCAUUGUUUUAAGACAGCCAGCUCACUGUUCUGUUGUGAUAGAAAAUAAUGGACAUCAUGUGAUCCUUCAGGCAAUGAAAGUUCAUCCAAAUGAUGAAAGUGUUCAGAAACAGGCAUGUAUGGCAAUAAGGAACAUCGUAGCAAGAACGAGAGAUCACUGUGCUGUUUUACUAGAGCUUGGUGCCGAGGAGUUGAUCAAUCGUGCUCGUAACCUAAAAUCUUGUGAAGACGAGGCUAAAGCUGCACUCAGAGAUUUAGACUGUCAAGUGGAUCUUAAAGAAAGGUGGACUGGAGAGAAAGGCAGUCUUCCUCAAACAGCAUAUUGAUAUGACAUAGAGAAUGAGCACUCAUUACAUUUGAAAAAAGUGAUAUUAUUUAUAUUGCAUUCUUCAUUUUGUUUAGUUUAGCUUGAAAGUAUGGUUUAUCAUGUGUUUGUAACUAUGAAAAUAUUCUUUUCUGGUAGCAGAAGUCCAUGGGAUGAUACAGUCUCAUAUCAUAGACAGUGAUGGGAUAAUUCACUACCAAUUUUGAAAUGAAUCUGAUGUGAUUGUUGUAUCAUGUCUGCACAUGUGACAUUGAGCAGAAAAGUGUUCAUCCACAAAUGAGGGAAGGUUUUCAGUAGUGUUAAUGCUCACUAUUUGACUGAAAAUAUAUACUUUGUAUAGAAGUAUAUGUGAAGAAGUUACAACAAUUGUAUUGCUAUUGAGCAGGUACAAAAACACAUGGACUGCACUAAAAUAAUCAGUAUGAUCUUGAUUUUCUUCAGUUACCGGUACCUGCAUUUCUCGCUAUAUUACAGUCUGUGAUAUGUUCUCUUAUUUUUUACAUUUUUAUGAGUAUUUUUUAUUUGUCAGCAACAGAUGUUUUUCUGUAUUCUGAAAUAAUCAGUUGUGUUUUAUUAUGCUCCACUAAAAAUUUGAAGGUGGGUGGGUGGGGUUAUGAGGUUGGUUAAAAGUACAUGUAGUUGUAUUUUUGAGUCGGCUAAAGGCUGAAAGCCUUUUGAGGAGUCUUUGCUAUCCAACGAUUCUCUAAAUGGACCGAAUAACAUGUGAAGGGAUGUAGUUCCAUUAGAUUUCUCAAAUUUCAAACAGUUCACUGCAUGAAUGAAGUUAAGUUGUGUCAAUUCCCUUUGCUAUGACCAAUAUACGAUGUAAUCUGUCAUAUUUAUGACUUGUAAUUGUACAAUUCUCGAAUGUAACUCAUUAAGCAUAAAUGUGCAUUUUAAGAAUUGCGCAGGCUUACAAAGCUUGGGUAACAUCCAGCGAAAGACAAAAAAUAGUUCCAGCAGGGCUCCAGAUAAGAUGCGUAUUAGCAUAAAUUAUGUAUAGAAAUAAUGCAAAUACGCAUGUCUAAUAAUUUCUAAGGGUAUAAGAACGUUUAUAAAAUUACAGAAACGCACACAAUGCUUUUUUAAAAACAAAAUCUGAAUCGUCUGGAUGCGUUAGGUAACAUAGCCGAUCAGCCUUAAUUCUCCCACAUUGAACGUAAACACGCAUCGUAUGAUUUCUAUAAACUUUGCGUGGGUUGAAUUUUGCAGUCAGUAAACGGAUAAAGUAUCGGAAGAAGAAGCUCUUAUUGGUUUGUUUAGUUACUAUUGAUAUUAAAAAUGAUUUUAAUUCUUAUUUUUCGAGAAAUAAACAAAUUGGCGAAACAUUAAAUUGUAUUUUCUUGUAGUUUUUGAAAUCGAAAGUAGAUCGUCUAUGUUUGACGAAACGAAACAACUUUUUUAUGAAAAGAUUUAAAUAAGAGGUAAUUUAACCGUAAAUUUCAAUGUCAGAUACUGCCAAUUGCUGCUAAAUGUCUUCGUAUCAUCACAAUUUGUAAAAUAUACUGUUCAAACUGGAGAAAAGUGUAAUCGUAUCCGGAUAUAAUAUUUUGGGUAAAUAUCGAGCUGUGUUAUGAAAUUUUAAGAAAAAAACUAAAAACAAACUGAAACUGGUAGACUAUACUGUCAGUACAUCAAUCAUUAGCCGACUCAGGCCAUUCAGGCCUUUGAUUUAGCUCACCUGAGCCAAAGGCUCAGGGUGAGCUAUUGUGAUCACUCACCAUUCGGCGUCCGUAAACUUUUACUUUUAACGACAUCUCCUCAUAAACUGCUAGGCCAAUUUCAUCCAAACUUCACAGGAAUGUUCCUUGUGAGAAGCUCUACAAAAAUUGUUCAAAGAAUUUAAUUCCAUGCAGAACUCUGGUUGCCAUGGCAACUGAAAGGAAAAACUUUAAAAAUCUUCUUCUCAAAAACCAGAAGCCCUAGAGCUUAGAUAUUUGGUGCGAAGCAUUGCCUAGUGGAGCUCUACUAAAUUGUUCAAAUCAUGAAAAUUGACCCCGCCCGAGGGGUCAUGAUUUUACAUAGGAAAAUCUUAAAAAAUCUUCUUCUCAAAAACCAGAAGCCCUAGAGCUUAGAUAUUUGACAUGUAGCAUUGCCUAGUGGACCUCUACUAAAUUUGUUCAAAUCAUGACCCCGGGGUCAAAAUUGACCCCGCCCCAGGGGUCACUUGAUUUUACAUAGAUUUCUAUAGGAAAAUCUUCAAAAAUUUCUAAAAAAUAAACCAGAAGGCAUAGAGCUUAGAUAUUUGACAUGUACCCUUGCCUAGUUGACCUCUACAAAAUUUGUUCAAAUCAUGACCACUGGGGUCAAAAUUGACCCCGCCCCAUGGGUCACUUGAUUUUACAUAGGAAAAUCUUAAAAAAAAUUCUAAAAAUAAACCAGAAGGCCUAGAGCUUAGAUAUUUAAUGUGUAGCAUUGCCUAGUGGACCUCUACAAAAUUUGUUCAAAUCGUGACACCCGGGGUCAAAAUUGACCCCUCCCCAGGGGUCACUUGAUUUUACAUAGGAAAAUCUUCAAAAAAUUUCUAAAAAUAAACCAGAAGGCCUAGAUCUUAGAUAUUUGAUAUGUAGCAUUGCCUAUUAGACUUCUACAAAAUUGUUCAAAUCAUGACCCCCGGGGUCAAAUUGACCCCGCCCCAUGGGGUUACUAGAUUGUACAUAGAAAAAUCUUCACAAUUUUCUAAAAAUAAACCAAAAAGCCUAGAGCUUAGAUAUUUGACAUGUAGCAUUGCCUAGUGGACCUCUACAAAAUUUAUUCAAAUCUUGACCCCCCAGGGUCAAAUUGACCCAGCCCCAGGGGUUACUUGAUUGUACAUAGGGAAAUCUUCAUAAAUUUGCUAAAAAUAAACCAGAAGGCUUAGAUCUUAGAUAUUUCAUAUGUAACAUUGCCUAGUAGACUUCUACAAACUUUGUUCAAAUCGUGACCCUUGGGGUAAAAUUGGCCCUGCCCCAGGGGUUACUUGAUUGUACAUCGGAAAAUUUUCCAAAAAAUUUCUAAAAAUCAUCAGUUUGACAUUUAAAACAUGUAGCUCAUAUUACUCAGGUGAGCGAUCCAGGGUCAUCAUGACCCUCUUGUUAAGAUACAGCCUUGAAUUUUAGAUGACAUACACAGUUUUGCACACAAAUCGUAAAACUGAAUUUCAUUGACCAUGAAUGUGACCUUUUGACUUUCUUAAUAUUUUAUCAUCAGUUUGACAUUUGAAACAUGUAGCUCAUAUUACUCAGGUGAGCGAUCCAGGGUCAUCAUGACCCUCUUGUUACCAAAUUGUAAUACAAGUAAAAAAAAAAAAUAAUAAUAAUAAUUCAGUAAUUAUAAAUUUACUUCUUUUUCUGGUGUUUUGAUGUGCACCAGAUAAAAAUGUAAACAGAUCAUUUGACAGUAUUUUGAGUACAGUUAAACACAGCAAAACAUAAAUAGAUUGAAUACUUUCAUUAUAAUUGUUGUAAUCCAAAAAACUUCAGACUGUAUGAAAUCUCCUGUAAAAUGUAUUUGAAAUCUCUGUGCUCUUUUAGUUGCUGGGUAGUAAGUUGUGAUUAAAUGAUGGGAUUUUAGAUUUAUAGCAAAAAAAAAAAUAUAUCAACUUGCAUCAUAUUCAUUAAUGAGUUUAAUAACAUUCAGAUGUUUUUAGCUUGCCUGAACUCUGUCAAGGGUUGCUGUUGUGUUUGGUAAUGUAUAUUUUUGUAAAUCAUACGGGUAGGAUAAAUGCGUUUUAUAUACAAACAAUGAAGUGUCAUUUUUACAGAAGGAUCAGAAAACGAGUCUCCACAAUAGAGCUAAAAGUGGAUAGUCCAUUGUCCAUCACUUUCAGUUUUACUUGAAGGGCAAGGAAUAUCUGACUUUAAGCUGAUUUAAUAUCAAAGCCACCUGAGAGAAUUUUUUAAAAUUGGAUCACUGUUGAAAAAGAUAUGGUACUUUAAAAUUUAAGAAAAUGGCUGAUCAUGGACGCAUCCAUUUUUGUGUGUGACGUCAUUUAAGUAGGUUAAUUGUGCCCCCCCAUGAGUGGUGGGGGCAUAUAGAUUUGGUCUUGUCCGAGCAUCCGUGCGUCCGUCCGAAGUUCGUGAUACACCUAGCUCGAAAAGUAUUUGAUAUAGAUUCAUGAAACCUUGCAUGAGUCUUUAUCAUGAUAUGAACUUGCGCACCUCCUAUUUUUUAUCUGGCUCUGCCCUCUAUUUUCAGAGUUAUGGCCCCUGAAAUAGUCAAAAAUGCACAUUUUUACCUUGUGAUGCCUAGCUCAAAAAGUAUUUGAUAUAGAUUCAUGAAACCUUGCAUGAGUCUUAAUCAUGAUAUGAACUUGCGCACCUCCUAUUUUUUAUCUGGCUUCGCCCCCCAUUUUCAGAGUUAGGGCCCCUGAAAUAGUCAAAAAUGCACAUUUUCACCUUGUGACAUGCCUAGCUCAAAAAGUAUUUGAUAUAGAUUCAUGAAACCUUGCAUGAGUCUUAAUCAUGAUAUGAACUUGCGCACCUCCUACUUUUCAUCUGGCUCCGCCCCCUAUUUUUAGAGUUAUGGCCCCUGAAAUAGUCAAAAAUGCACAUUUUCACCUUGUGACAUGCCUAGUUCAAAAAAUAUUUGAUAUAGAUUCAUGAAACCUUGUAUGAGUCUUAAUCAUGAUAUGAACUUGUGCACCUCCUAUUUUUCAUUUGGGUCUGCCCCCUAUUUUCAGAGUUAUGGCCCCUGAAAUAGUCAAAAAUGCACAUUUUCAUCUUGUGACAUGCCUAGCUCAAAAAGUAUUUGAUAUAGAUUCAUGAAACCUUGCAUGAGUCUUAAUCAUGAUAUAAACUUGCAAACCUCUUAUUUUUCAUUUGGGUCCGCCCCCUAUUUUUAAAGUUAUGGCCCCUGAAAUAGUCAAAAAUGUACAUUUUCACCUUGUGACGCACCUAGCUCAAAAAGUAUUUAAUAAAAAUUGUUGAAAACUUGCAUAAGUCUUUAUCAUGAUAUAAACUUGCACAUCUCUAAUUUUUUGGCUGGUUCCACCCCCUAUUUUUAAAGUUAUGGCCCCUGAAAUAGUAAAAAAAUGCACUUUUCAUCUAAUUAUGUGUCUAGCUCAAAAAGUAUUAGAUGUUAAUUCAGGAAACCUUGCAGGAGUCUUUAUCAUGAUGUGGCCUUGCACACUUGGCAUUCUUCUUGAGAAUCUUACUCUUAUUACAGAGUUAUGGCCCUUGAAAUAGCCAAAAUAGUAGGUUUUUUGAAUAGAAUAAUGAACCCUUUUCAUAAAAUGUUUGUUGAGGCUAAUACCCCAUUAAGAAUGCAAACAUUUGAAUUAUUGCCCCUUAUUUGUGACAAAUGUACCAGUGGGGGGCACACCCUGUGUCCUACAGACACAUUCUAGUUUGAAAUGUUUCUUGUGUUUAAGAUGUAAAACAUGGUAAUCUCUUUCAUUAUAGAUGCUUAAGUUAGAGAAAUUAUUUUACAGAAAUAAGGAAGUACAGUUGUAAUCAGUAUCUAGAAAUUUAAUAAUUCUGCCAUCUUGUGUAAAGUUGCAUUGAAAAAUUAAAUAUUGAAAUGUUCAUAA
This is a messenger RNA of Mercenaria mercenaria, 7077 nucleotides long. Its product is annotated as armadillo repeat-containing protein 6-like. The transcript is spliced from 7 exons. Gene Ontology annotation, molecular function: protein binding. The record is from RefSeq and is a predicted model, not a curated record. Lineage: Eukaryota; Metazoa; Mollusca; Bivalvia; Venerida; Veneridae. The coding region runs from base 160 to 1569 and encodes 469 amino acids.